AUGCUUUCAAGGUCUCGGUUUUUCUUUUCUGGGAACCCUGCGGUGCUCCGCACGCUCUCACAGACUAAGGGGUGUCGUCCGUGUCUUGUGGGCCCACCAAAGGCUCUGCUUUUUCCUCGGUCUUCUCAAUGGAUGAUUCGUUUGUGGAACAGUGUGGUUUCUAAAAGAUCAUUGACCACAAAUUUGGGACCUAAAAACGCUGGAAAGGGGUUACUUAAGGGCCGUAGAACCUACACAACGCUUCUGGUGAACUCCAAAGAAAGUGUCACUAAAACUUUUCCAAAAAUUAAACCUUCCAACAUCAUCACCGAUAAAGUCAUCGGGUACUGGCUUGUAGGCACUUCGGGACUUAUCUUUGGAAUUGUGGUUCUCGGGGGCUUGACCAGGCUCACGGAAUCGGGCUUGUCCAUCACGGAAUGGAAACCAGUGACAGGAACACUUCCUCCAAUGAAUGAAGAAGAAUGGAUAGUGGAGUUCACAAAGUACCAAGACCUGCCAGAAUUCAAGUUGUUGAAUUCUCACAUCACUUUGGACGAGUUCAAGUUCAUCUACAGCAUGGAAUGGGGCCAUAGGCUUGUUGGGCGUGCCAUAGGCAUGGCGUUCAUAUUGCCAGGACUCUACUUUUGGGGAACAGGAAGACUCAAUACCAGAACAAAGCGGUUGUGUUUUGGACUCACACUCCUUCUAGGAUUACAAGGAGCAAUUGGCUGGUGGAUGGUUCAGUCUGGUUUGGAUGAGGAACAAUUGACGGAAAGAAGAUCGAAACCUACGGUUUCUCAGUAUAGACUCACCACCCAUUUGGGAGCAGCAUUUCUUCUCUAUUUGGGAGUCUUGUGGCUGGCUUUCGAGAUUAUCAACGAGAACAAAUGGCUCAAGCAAGCCACCAAGGCGCCUGAAAAAGUACAGAAAGUGUUUGCUCAACUUCUGAGUGCUAGAAUCGCACCAGUGAGAACGGUUGGUACUGCUUUGCUUGGAUUGACGUUUAUCACUGCUCUCUCUGGAGGAAUGGUUGCUGGAUUAGAUGCCGGCUUAAUCUACAAUACUUUCCCUCACAUGGGUGAUGAUUAUUUGCCCAGCAGUGGAGAAUUGAUGUCUCCAGUUUAUGCUCGCAAAGAAGAUCUUUCAGAUUUAUGGUGGAGAAAUCUUCUUGAAAAUCCCACUACGGUGCAAUUGGUCCAUCGAAUCUUUGCAACAACUACGUUCUUCUCCAUCUUGGCAGCUCACAUGUUUGUGAUCAAGAGAAAACAGUAUAUUCCCAAGCCGGCUCAGAGGGCUCUCCAUGGAAUGAUGGGGUUGGUUCUUCUUCAAGUAAGUCUUGGUAUCACUACCUUGAUCUACCUUGUUCCUAUUCCAUUGGCUGCCGCUCACCAAGCAGGAGCUUUGGCAUUGCUUACGGGCUGUCUUUUGUUCUCUGCUCGUCUCAAACGUCCACGUCCGCAAGCUGUAGCGUACAUUAACGAAGCCAUGAAGAAAGCACUUUUAAAGUGA
Messenger RNA from Meyerozyma guilliermondii ATCC 6260, 1488 nucleotides. It is a transcript of the gene COX15, whose product is annotated as Cox15p. Gene Ontology annotation, biological process: heme A biosynthetic process. NCBI's taxonomy places the organism in Eukaryota, Fungi, Ascomycota, Pichiomycetes, Serinales, Debaryomycetaceae. Gene Ontology annotation, molecular function: oxidoreductase activity, acting on NAD(P)H, heme protein as acceptor. Bases 1 to 1488 code for a protein of 495 amino acids. The record is from RefSeq and is a predicted model, not a curated record. Gene Ontology annotation, cellular component: mitochondrial inner membrane. The transcript has a single exon.